AGGCGGGAGAAACAGAAAGGCGAUACGGAUGUGUUUGUCGCUGCGCGGCGGAGAGGCGGCGUUCAGCCUUCGAGUUGGCGCUUGCCAUGGGACAUCACAGCCGGUGGCGUGAAUCCUGCUGGUUCUUGCUGCUGUUGCAUGGGCUGGGGGGCUUGGCCGCAGCGAGCGCUGGGGCGUUCCAGCUGCCUAUGGUCGUCAAUACCUGGGCAUUUAAGAAAGCUACCGAAAUAGCUUGGAAUACCUUACAAGCAGGAGGUUCUGAACUUGACGCAGUAGAGAAAGGUUGUGGGCAGUGUGAAAUAGAACAAUGUGAUGGAAGUGUAGGAUAUGGCGGAAGUCCAGAUGAACAUGGAGAAACCACUUUGGAUGCCAUGAUUAUGGAUGGUAACACAAUGCAGGUUGGAGCAGUAGCAGAUCUCAGACGCAUUAAAAAUGCUAUUGGUGUGGCACGGAAAGUGAUAGAACAUACUAGGCAUACCUUACUAGUUGGCGAGUCAGCUUCACUGUUUGCAGAAAGCAUGGGAUUUCCAAGUGAAGAUUUAACUACACCAGACUCUCUUUCAAUAUAUGUAAGGUGGCUCAAUCAAAGCUGCCAGCCAAACUUCUGGAAGAAUGUUACACCAGAUGCUUCAAAAUCAUGUGGUCCAUACAAACAGACUGCAGAGUUCAGUAAAAAAGAACAGAGCUCUUCAGAGAGAAGAAUAGAAGUUCACAAUCAUGAUACUAUUGGCAUGAUGGUAAUUGGUCGAAGUGGAAGUAUUGCUGUAGGGACAUCUACAAAUGGUGCAAAUCACAAAAUCCAGGGACGUGUAGGAGACUCUCCAAUAGCUGGAGCAGGAGCAUACGCUGAUAGUACAGCUGGAGCUGCAGCUGCUACUGGUAAUGGGGAUAUCAUGAUGCGAUUCUUGCCCAGUUAUCAAGCGGUGGAAUAUAUGCGAAUGGGAAUAGACCCAGUGGUGGCAUGUCAGAAGGUUAUUUCUAGAAUCCGGAAAUAUGACCCCUACUUCUUUGGUGCUGUUAUUUGUGCCAACACAAGUGGAAGCUAUGGUGCUGCCUGCAAUAAAGUCCCAGGAUUCACACAGUUCCACUUUAUGGCUUCUAACCCCAUUCUGAAGCAGCCGUCUGAGCAAAUAGUAGACUGCAUCUAACUUCUUUUCUUCAUCCCUUCUCUCAGUAUCCCUUCGCUUCUCUUAAUGGAAGUCUCUAAACUCAACCCAGUGGAAGAAAUGAAGGCUUUCAGUUUAAUCGUAAUAUACUCUUGGAAUUAAACUGCACUGCAUUCAAUAGGAAUUAUUUCUAUAUUAGUUUGGUAUAUAAAGACAAUAAAUGAGUGGAUUAGGUCCAGUCAAGUUGAACAGAACCGCAAAACAUCUCUUCUCAAUGACUUUUUGAGCUACUUUUUGCAAUAACAUUCAUUUUUAAAGAUACGUUACAAAAUUGGAGAGCUUAAUGAUUUUUUUCCCUAGGCUAACUCUCAGCUCUCUAUUUUGCUUAUAUUCUAAUAUAAGAGAAGCUAUUCCUCAAAUAUACAAAAGGAAGUUAUUGCUUAAAUAGUUCCUUACUUUUUUACCCUUAAGUUUAGACUUCAAAAAACAAGAUUCAAUUAAUUCAAUUUUUCUUUGCGACACUGUACAAAAUACUUUUUUUCUGUCAUUGAAGUUGGAGCAUAGAAAAUACCUGGAUGACACCAGUUACUAGUCUGUCCUUCAGGCUAUAGAGCAGGAGUUGGAAAUGUAGCCUCUGUGGCCCAACCAUACCUUUAAAUGGCUACCACUCGCCCUCAACAUCAAACAUUUAUUAAAUGAACACAUGAAAAUGGCUGAAAAAGAUCGCAAAACAAAAUGUUUGUUUUUCUUUUAAAAUUCUAAAAGCAAGUUUUUCAGCUGAUUUUACAUUUUCCCUUUGUCAGUAUUAUGUUGUUUUAGUGAGAUCAAUACUUUUAACUAGCGUUUUUUCUAUGAUAAAUGACUUCAAGUCAGUGAUUUUACUAUGCAGCUGAAUUGCUGUAUGCGUGAAUCUUUAAAACAAAUUCUGUUCUAAAUGUGUGAUUUCUAUUCACAGAAUGAAUAGGAUAGUGAUAGGAUAAUGUAUAGUAUAGAAUAGUAUAGUAUAGUGAAUAGAAUAAUGUAUUCACAGAGUGAAUAGUAUAGAGAAUUUCACUUCCUUACGUAAGUGAUCUUGUUAGCAAAACAAAAAAGUCAGUCAUGAUUUCCUGAAACAAGUUUAAUUUUAAAAAGUUCUCAAAUUCUCCUAAAACAAAGGUUGUUUUCCCACUUGUUACAAAUUUUUUAAAUUUUUUACAAAAUCCAGAUACGGGACAGCUAAUUGCAUUUUGUUAACGCUGAACCUUAAAGGACAUCUCCAGAAUUUUAAAAAAACCAAAACUGUGGUCCAAUGUAUGUAUAUUAAUACUAAAUAUAAACUUCCCCAGCCUGGUGUUCUCCAGAAGGAUUGAGAUGACAACUCUGAGUGUUCUAAACUUUUGACCAUGACCUAAUAAAACAUUGUUUUCAAUGGCUUCAGACAGCA
Molecule: messenger RNA, 2529 nt
Organism: Candoia aspera
Lineage: Eukaryota; Metazoa; Chordata; Lepidosauria; Squamata; Candoiidae
Gene: AGA
Product: aspartylglucosaminidase
Exons: 9
Coding region: 87-1148 (353 amino acids)
Biological process (GO): protein deglycosylation
Cellular component (GO): lysosome; cytoplasm
Molecular function (GO): N4-(beta-N-acetylglucosaminyl)-L-asparaginase activity; beta-aspartyl-peptidase activity; asparaginase activity
Source: RefSeq, a predicted model, not a curated record